This is a messenger RNA of Erinaceus europaeus (western European hedgehog), 1156 nucleotides long. RefSeq names its product intelectin-1-like. The record is from RefSeq and is a predicted model, not a curated record. Bases 120 to 1082 code for a protein of 320 amino acids. Gene Ontology annotation, molecular function: oligosaccharide binding. NCBI's taxonomy places the organism in Eukaryota, Metazoa, Chordata, Mammalia, Eulipotyphla, Erinaceidae. The transcript has 8 exons.
UCUGAGUGAGACUUCACCUGGCAGGGACUCUCAGCAUCUGGCUCCUGGGGGCAGGCAGGAGGGAGAGACUCUGAUGGGAGGAUAUUCUGACCCAGACCAAACCUGUGUGUGGAUCAGAGAUGGAAGCUCAGAGGGUCCUGGUAAGAUGCUGCUUCCUGCUGUUCCUCACUGUGACCACCAGGGGUGAGGGCACAGCUGAAACCCUGACUAGUGGCUGGAACCCAAAGGACAAAGGCAGAACCACGCCACAGUAUCGCAGCUGCAAAGAGAUCAAACAGCGCUGUCCUAAAACAGAUGAUGGCCUAUAUACCCUUCACACUGAGAAUGGGGCCAUCUACCAGACCUUCUGUGACAUGACCACGGAUGGUGGUGGCUGGACCCUGGUGGCCAGUGUGCAUGAGAACCACUUAGCAGGCAAGUGCACUGUGGGUGACCGCUGGUCCAGUCAACAGGGCAGCCGGGUGGACAAUCCAGCUGGUGAUGGCAACUGGGCCAACUACAACACGUUCAGAUCUGCAGACGGGGCCACCAGUGAUGACUACAAGAAUCCUGGCUACUUUGACAUCCAGGCCCUGGACCUGAGCAUCUGGCAUGUCCCCAACGAGUCCCCUUUGUCUUCUUGGAGGAACAGCUCCCUGCUGAGAUACCGAACUGACAACAGGUUCUUCCAGGACCAGGGACACAAUCUCUUUGGGAUCUACCAGAAAUACCCAGUGAAGUAUGGAAUAGGAUCAUGUCCAACUGACAAUGGCCCAGCUGUUCCUGUGGUCUACGACUAUGGUGAUGCUAAGAAAACUGCCUCUUAUUAUUCGCCCUACGGUCAGGGGGAGUUUGUGGCUGGAUUCAUUCAGUUCCGCGUGUUUAACAAUGAGAAAGCUUCCAAUGCCCUGUGUGCAGGCAUGAAAGUCACUGGCUGCAACACGGAGUUUCACUGCAUUGGUGGAGGAGGCUACUUCCCAGAGUGGGAUCCCUGGCAGUGUGGGGACUUCUCAGGCUUUGACUGGCAUGGAUAUGGGACUCACACUGGCUGGAGCAAUAGCCGCAACAUCACAGAGGCUGCUGUGCUCCUGUUCUACCGCUGAGAGCCCUGAGCUGGAGACCUGAACCAUCUCCUCACCUCCAUUAUCAGGGAUGAAAAAAUAAAUAAAUAAAUAAA